This is a messenger RNA of Chroicocephalus ridibundus (black-headed gull), 5681 nucleotides long. It is a transcript of the gene DCAF1, whose product is annotated as DDB1 and CUL4 associated factor 1. Lineage: Eukaryota; Metazoa; Chordata; Aves; Charadriiformes; Laridae. Gene Ontology annotation, molecular function: histone H2AT120 kinase activity; nuclear estrogen receptor binding. The transcript is spliced from 25 exons. The coding region runs from base 146 to 4624 and encodes 1492 amino acids. Gene Ontology annotation, biological process: protein ubiquitination. Gene Ontology annotation, cellular component: nucleus; Cul4-RING E3 ubiquitin ligase complex. The record is from RefSeq and is a predicted model, not a curated record.
GCCCCGCUCCCCCCCCUCCCCUCCAGCGUGGUGACGCGCAAAGUGUGUGCCCGCCAUAGCAAUCGCGGCCGCCGCGGGGUGUGCGGGGCCGAGCGCAGGGGCCGGGGGCAGCGGCGACCCAGCGGGGCAUCGGGCAGGCUAAGCCAUGACUUCAGGAUCUGGGCAUGUGGACUCCAAGGCUGAGCUCACUGCUUUGCUUGAGCAAUGGGAGAAAGAACAUGGCAGCGGACAAGACAUGGUCCCUAUUCUCACCAGAAUGUCUGAGCUGAUUGAGAAGGAGACUGAAGAGUACCGCAAAGGGGACCCAGACCCAUUUGAUGACCGACACCCAGGUCGAGCGGACCCAGAGUGCAUGCUUGGUCACUUACUGAGGAUACUCUUCAAGAAUGAUGAUUUCAUGAAUGCGCUAGUGAACGCUUAUGUGAUGACAAGCAGAGAACCUCCAUUAAACACUGCUGCCUGCCGUCUUCUUCUGGAUAUCAUGCCGGGACUGGAAACAGCUGUUGUCUUUCAGGAAAAGGAAGGCAUAGUUGAAAAUCUCUUUAAGUGGGCGCGAGAGGCUGAUCAACCUCUAAGGACAUACGCAACAGGGCUAUUAGGAGGAGCCAUGGAAAACCAAGAUAUUGCUGCAAAUUACAGGGAUGAGAACUCCCAAUUGGUGGCUUUGGUGCUUCGACGGCUACGAGAGUUACAGGUCACUGAAAUGACUACAAAACAAGAAAACAAGCGUCCCAGUCCUCGGAAAGUGCCGUCAGAUCCUCUGCUGCCUCUAGAUGAAGAGGCUGUGGAUAUGGACUAUGGGGAAAUGGCAGUAGAUGGAGAGCAAGAGGAAGUUCCCGGUGAUAUGGAGAUCUCCUUUCAUCUUGAUUCAAGUCAUAAGACCAGUAGCAGAGUAAAUUCUGCUACAAAGCUAGAUGAUGGGGGACUGAGAAAAAGCAAAUCAGGGAAACAGCAUGAAAGAGACGGCUUCCGGAAGGCCAAGCAAAAGCUGGGCUUCUCUGCUUCAGAACCAGAGCGGAUGUUUGUUGAACUGUCCAACAGCAGCUGGUCAGAAAUGUCCCCAUGGGUGAUUGGCACUAAUUAUAUGCUUUACCCUUUGACUCCCGCCAUAGAGCAGAGGCUAAUUCUUCAGUACCUGACUCCCUUAGGGGAGUACCAAGAGCUACUGCCCAUCUUUAUGCAACUGGGAUCAAGGGAACUGAUGAUGUACUACAUCGAUUUGAAGCGAACUAAUGAUGUGCUGCUCACUUUUGAAGCCCUUAAGCAUUUGGCAUCAUUGCUGCUGCAUAACAAGUUUGCAACGGAGUUUGUUGCUCAUGGAGGAGUGCAAAAGUUGUUGGAGAUUCCUCGUCCUUCCAUGGCAGCAACAGGGGUCUCCAUGUGCUUAUAUUAUUUGUCUUACAAUCAAGAUGCCAUGGAGAGGGUGUGCAUGCACCCCCAUAAUGUGCUUUCGGAUGUAGUAAACUACACCUUAUGGCUAAUGGAGUGCUCCCAUGCCUCAGGCUGCUGCCAUGCUACCAUGUUCUUCUCCAUUUGCUUCUCCUUCCGUGCUGUCCUGGAGCUCUUUGACAGGCAUGACGGCCUUCGGCGUCUGGUUAACCUGAUAAGCACUCUUGAGAUCUUAAACCUGGAAGACCAAGGAGCCCUCUUGAGUGAUGAUGAGAUCUUUGCCAGUCGCCAGACUGGGAAACACACCUGCAUGGCCUUACGUAGAUACUUUGAGGCUCACCUUGCUAUCAAACUUGAACAGGUGAAGCAGUCGCUCCAGCGCACUGAAGGUGGCAUUCUUGUCCACCCACAGCCCCCCUACAAGGCCUGUUCAUAUACUCAUGAGCAGAUUGUAGAGAUGAUGGAGUUCUUGAUUGAAUAUGGUCCAGCACAGCUAUACUGGGAGCCAGCAGAGGUUUUUCUCAAAUUGUCUUGCGUCCAACUCAUGCUUCAGCUCAUUUCAAUAGCAUGCAACUGGAAGACGUACUACGCAAGGAAUGACACAGUACGAUAUGCUUUGGAUGUACUAGCCAUCCUGACUGUGGUUCCUAAAAUCCAGUUGCAGCUGGCAGAACCUGUGGAUGUGUUAGAUGAAGCUGGAUCCACUGUUUCCACUGUGGGUAUUAGUAUCAUCCUUGGAGUUGCUGAGGGUGAAUUUUUCAUCCAUGAUGCCGAGAUUCAGAAAUCAGCCCUUCAGAUCAUCAUCAAUUGUGUAUGUGGCCCAGAUAAUCGGAUCUCCAGUAUUGGCAAAUUCAUCUCUGGAACUCCUCGGCGAAAGCUUCCUCAGGCCCCCAAGAGCAGUGAGCACACAUUAGCUAAGAUGUGGAAUGUGGUACAGUCCAACAAUGGCAUCAAAGUGCUGCUGUCAUUGCUGUCUAUAAAGAUGCCGAUCACAGACGCAGAUCAGAUCCGAGCAUUAGCCUGCAAAGCCUUGGUGGGGCUCUCGCGCAGCAGUACUGUCCGGCAGAUUAUCAGCAAGCUCCCCCUCUUUAGCAGCUGUCAAAUUCAGCAGCUGAUGAAAGAGCCGGUGCUUCAGGACAAACGCAGCGAGCAUGUGAAGUUCUGCAAAUAUGCUGCUGAGCUGAUAGAGCGUGUCUCGGGGAAGCCGUUGCUGAUUGGCACAGAUGUCUCUCUGGCUCGGUUGCAGAAAGCGGAUGUGGUGGCCCAGUCAAGGAUCACGUUUCCUGAGAAGGAGUUGCUGCUCCUGAUUCGGAACCAUCUCAUCUCUAAGGGCCUAGGAGAAACUGCAUCUGUCCUUACUAAAGAGGCUGACCUACCCAUGACUGCAGCAUCUCAUUCAUCUGCCUUCACCCCUGUUGCGGCUGCUGCCUCUCCUGUGACCCUGCCUCGCACUCCUCGCAUAGCUAACGGCAUCUCAGCCCGUUUGAGUAGCCACACUUCUGUAGGUUCCACUGCCACCUCUGUCCAUGCUCAGGCAAGGCCGUCUGCAUCCCAAGGUCCACUUGCCCUUCCAGGCCCUUCUUACGCCAGCAGCUCUCCUCUGAUUGGCAGGAUUAGCUUUGUCAGGGAGAGGCCAUCUCCCUGCAACGGCAGAAAAAUCAGAGUGUUGCGACAAAAAUCGGACCAUGGCGCCUACAGCCAGAGCCCAGCUAUCAAAAAGCAGCUGGACAGACACCUUCCUUCCCCACCCACGCUGGACAGUAUAAUCACAGAGUACCUUAGGGAGCAGCAUGCCCGCUGCAAGAACCCUGUUGCCACCUGUCCCCCUUUCUCUCUCUUUACUCCCCACCAGUGUCCUGAGCCAAAACAGAGGCGCCAAGCGCCAACUAACUUUACCUCACGGCUGACCCGCAGGGCAGCCUUUCCGAAGUACGGAGGGGUGGAUGGUGGCUGCUUUGAUAGACACCUUAUAUUUAGCAGGUUCCGUCCGAUUUCUGUGUUCAGGGAAGCAAAUGAGGAUGAGAGUGGCUUUACCUGUUGCGCGUUUUCUGCGAGAGAACGAUUCUUAAUGCUGGGUACUUGCACAGGGCAGUUGAAACUCUAUAAUGUAUUCAGUGGACAGGAAGAGGCCAGUUACAACUGCCAUAACUCUGCCAUCACGCACCUUGAGCCAUCCAGGGAUGGAUCUUUAUUGCUGACAUCUGCUACGUGGAGCCAACCUCUGUCUGCAUUAUGGGGAAUGAAGUCUGUCUUUGAUAUGAAGCAUUCCUUCCCUGAUGACCACUAUGUGGAGUUCAGCAAGCACUCUCAGGACAGGGUCAUUGGCACAAAAGGAGAUAUUGCCCAUAUCUAUGAUAUUCAGACUGGCAACAAGCUAUUGACUCUGUUUAACCCAGAUCUUGCCAACAACUACAAGAAGAACUGUGCCACCUUUAACCCCACUGAUGACCUUGUCCUAAAUGAUGGUGUCCUCUGGGAUGUUAGAUCGGCACAAGCCAUCCACAAGUUUGACAAAUUCAACAUGACCAUCAGUGGUGUUUUCCACCCCAAUGGGCUAGAGGUCAUAGUCAACACAGAAAUUUGGGACCUCCGAACUUUCCAUUUGUUACACACAGUACCUGCAUUGGAUCAAUGUCGUGUGGUCUUCAACUAUACUGGCACAGUUAUGUAUGGAGCUAUGUUGCAGGCAGAUGAUGAAGAUGACCUUCUGGAGGAGAGAAUGAGAAGUCCCUUUGGCUCUUCUUUCAGGACAUUUAAUGCAACUGAUUAUAAGCCUAUAGCGACGAUAGAUGUCAAGCGGAAUAUCUUUGACUUGUGCACAGACAGCAAGGACUGCUAUCUAGCUGUCAUUGAGAAUCAAGGCAGCAUGGAUGCCAUGAACAUGGAUACAGUUUGCAGACUGUAUGAAGUGGGCAGGCAGCGUUUGGCAGAAGAUGAAGAGGAUGAAGAAGAAGAUCAGGAAGAAGAGGAGCAAGAGGAAGAAGAUGAUGAUGAAGAUGAUGAUGAUACAGAUGACCUUGAUGAACUAGAUACGGACCAGCUGCUGGAGGCUGAGCUGGAGGAGGAUGAGAACAAUGAGAAUGCUGGCGAGGAUGGAGAAAAUGACUUUUCUCCGUCUGAUGAUGAGGAGCUUGCCAACCUCCUGGAAGAGGGAGAUGAGGGUGAAGAUGAAGAUUCUGAUGCUGAUGAGGAAGUUGAGCUGAUUCUUGGAGAUAUUAACUGCAGCAUCCAAUGAAUUCACAUAAGAAAAAGAACCAACAUCGCCUCUAAGCUGACAGCUCAGAUAACUCUGACUUGGAGGACGACAUAAUCCUGUCUCUGAAUGAGUGAGGAGUGACUGCCAGGCGGGGUGUUGGCAGGAGGAGACGAUCCCUUCCCAGCAGAAGACCGGAGACCAAAUUGGACACCGAUUCUGAGCACCCCAACCUUUUUUCUCCUGGGAAAACCUGAGGAACUCCAGCCCAUCCGCUGUCUUGGUUUGAGUCCAUUUGAGGCUCGUGGCUAAGUCUGAGGCUGUACAAUAAAGAGACCUGGGGUUAGGCCUCUUAUCUCUCUGCCUUUUUUUUUUUUAUUUUUUAUUUUAGGCUGAGAUGACUCUCCUCUUCAAGGAAACUUCUGAAGAUAUUUCACAAUAUAUUUUCUUUGUAUAAAGUUCUUUCCUAAAGAACAGAAAUAGUUUUAUAUAAAACAAAAAAAAAAAAAAAAGGCAGGUGUUCUAGUAAAGAGGGGAUGACUUUGUAUUCCUGUAGUACCUUGUUACCAUGGGGUAGGUUCAGGGGAGAAAAAAAUGUUUAAAAGAAGAGGCAUUUUUAUGCAACUACUAAGUGAAAUAAGAGGAUCAUGGUUUCUAAUAUUGUUGAGGAGUGAGAAUAUUUUUAUUUUAAAUAUGAUUUUAUUUUUAAAGAAAAAAAAAAAGCAACAGGUGUUAACACCUGCUAAUGCGCCAGUGUGUUUCAGAUGCUUUUGUCCUCCAGGGAAGAGCCCUGGGGGUGUUUGCUAACUAAAAGUACAGGCUGUUUAAAGCGGAGAUUCUCGGUGUGAGACCAGCUAUAGUGGGAGGCUGAAAUCCUGGCUUGGCCUAGUCAGAGCCCGGUAUUCCUGAAGACAUGGGGAUCUGGGAUUGAAGUUUGAACCCUCUUUCUCCCCUCUGCCCUUUGUGGUUCAAGUUUUUUAAUCUUUUUUUUUUUUUUUUUUUUUUCCCCUCCCUCUUGCCCUCUGUGUGGAAACUGCAAAUUGAAGGCCUUUUUCUUUAAUGUAAAGUGUAUUUAUUAAAAAAUUAAAUACAAAUCCUG